This is a messenger RNA of Cylicocyclus nassatus, 1328 nucleotides long. Lineage: Eukaryota; Metazoa; Nematoda; Chromadorea; Rhabditida; Strongylidae. The record is from the annotation of a GenBank genome assembly.
AGAUAAUCAUGGCAGAUGUUUGGAUAUCACAAGGGCGCAAAUUCUGCGAGAUUUGUAAGGUCUGGUUUGGAGACAAUCGUGCUUCUAUCGAAUUCCAUGAGCGAGGUAAGAAGCACAAAGAUGCAUUGGCUAACAAAAUUCGCGAGCUGGGUAAAAAGCAACGUGAAGAAACGAAAGCGAGGUACUCACUAAACAGCGCUUUGGCUCAAAUGGAAGCAGCAGCAUUGGUUUCUAUGGCCGAACGUGGUGAAGGAAUAUCACAUGGGCCAGCUUUGCCAGCAAGAGGAUUAGCAUCGAAGAUUUUCGAUCCACGUCAGUUUAAAGACGUGACCACUUUUGCGAGGCAAAUGGCCAUGCGUAAAAAUGAGCAUAGAGAGUUGAAAAGGAGUGCACCGCCACCAAUGUCAAGUGCCCCAAUGUCAGCGAAGUACUUCCGGGGAGACUCCUCUGUCAAAGUGGAAUAUCCCUUUCUGAGCAUUCCUGAGACGAAAGUGGAAGUAACUGCUCAUACACCGACAUCAAUGGAUGUAGCUGCUGCUCACGCACCGGCAUCUGCCUCGCAGACAUAUUGGGUUGAAGCUGACUCCCCCGACGGCAGUGGACGGAAAUAUUACUUUCACAUGUAUACCGGAGAAUCUACAUGGGAAAAACCUGAAUCUUUUUUCACUUGGGAGGUCUAUCAAAGCUACAUAUCCGCAUAUCAAACUCCAGCUGCAGGAACGACUACUAGUUCAGAAGAAAUGCAUGCCAGUUCAGCUGCGGUUGAGACGGUACCGGAAACAAAACCCGAAGUGAAGAGUGAAGCUCCAGCCGCGGAGGGAUCACGGGAAAUCGGCGAUAUUCCUCUGCCACAAGUUGAUGACGCUGACGCAGAAGCUAGUGUUGAUGUUAAACAGGAACCCGUUGAACAAGCUUCAGAAGGAGAGCCUCAAAGUGAUUCUGAGGUUCAGAAAUCAACCACAGCUGCUCCCACACCCUGGGAAGUAGUCAAGGAUCCUUAUCCCGCCAAGCCUGUCCCGACAACGCAAGAAGUCUCAACGGGGGGAGAUAGUGUGGAUAAGUUAAUCAAGGCAACACCAUACGGAGGGUGGACGAGGGUGGAGAAAACUGAUAAAGAAAUGUUUCUCUCACCAUUAACUGAGAAAUAUCGAGCUGAGGAAGAGCGACAAAGAAAGGAAACAGAGGCGAGAGAAAAACUUGAGGAAAAACUGGAGCCGGUAGAAUUUACUGAGAAGACAAGCGCCAAUCUGACGAAAAAGGUAAAAGGCCCCAUCGAAUUCAAGAAGAGAACAGCUACCAAAAAUGUCAGACAAAGGACGACGGAGUAA